Molecule: messenger RNA, 1702 nt
Organism: Phragmites australis (common reed)
Lineage: Eukaryota; Viridiplantae; Streptophyta; Magnoliopsida; Poales; Poaceae
Product: triacylglycerol lipase OBL1-like
Exons: 4
Coding region: 139-1575 (478 amino acids)
Biological process (GO): lipid metabolic process
Molecular function (GO): triacylglycerol lipase activity
Source: RefSeq, a predicted model, not a curated record
AUAACCGAGAAGCAGCCCGCCCACAUAUGCACUCCCCGAGCCCAGAGCCCCAGACAUCCUGACCCCCCUUGCGCUAUAGCUCUUGCUUCUAGUUGUUCAUAAGCUUGCUCGUCUUCUUGUCUCUGCCGUCGAUCGACCAUGGACGGCCGCGACGACUUCUUCACCGACUUCAUGGAGCUGCAGCCGGACAAGGGCGGCCUGCGCAACCUGCUCCACCUGCUGUGCUCCUGCAAGGUCGCCGACAACGACGCCGUUGACUGCCCCAUCGGCACCGAGGUCGCCGAGCGGUGGCGGAGGUGGGUCAUCUUCGUCUCCCUCGUCGCGCAGAUGCUGCUGCUGUGGGUCAAGAGGCCCAUGGCCGCGGUCGGGAGGGGGAUCGAGUACUGGAUGAACAUGCUCACCGACAAUGGCGGCAGCAUGAUCGGGCUUAUCAGGAAUGCUAUGCAAGGGAAAGUACGCAUUCCAGACAGGAAUUCCCCAAAUUACCGGUCGUUCAUCGGACUAAUUGACACAAGAAUUAAUCUGGACAAGAAGAUCAAGGCAGGGGAUAGCAAUUACCAUGCAGCUCUGAGUAUCAUGGCCGCAAAAGUGGCCUACGAGAACGAGCUCGUCAUCAAAAGCGUUGUUGAAAACCAUUGGCAGAUGACGUUCUUGGAGUUCUUCAACUGCUGGAAUGAAUUCAGUGGUGAUUACACCACCCAGGCUUUCAUGCUCGCGGACAAGCCGGCGGACGCGGACCUCGCCGUGAUCGCCUUCCGCGGCACGCAGCCGUUCGACGCGGAGCAGUGGUGCACGGACGUGGACUUGUCGUGGUACGAGAUUCCCAGGAUGGGCAAGGUCCAUGGCGGCUUCAUGAAGGCGCUCGGGCUGCAGAAGAACACCGGGUGGCCGGCGGAGGCCGAGCAUGAGCAGACGCCGGCCGGGUCCGGGACCGGGACCGAGAAGCGCCAGUACGCGUACUACGCCAUCCGCGGGAAGCUUCGUGCGUUCCUGGCCGCGAACCCGCGCGCCAGGUUCGUCGUGACAGGCCACAGCCUCGGCGGCGCUCUGGCCGUGCUGUUCCCGACCGUGCUGGCGCUGCACGGCGAGGAGGCGCUGCUGGGCCGGCUGGAGGGGGUGUACACGUACGGGCAGCCCCGCGUCGGUGACGCGCAGCUCGGGAAAUACAUGGCCAAGUACCUGGACAAGCCGAGGCGGUACUUCCGCUUCGUGUACUGCAACGACGUCGUGCCGCGGGUUCCCUACGACGACGCGGCGCUCCUGUUCAAGCACUUCGGGCGGUGCCUCUACUUCGACAGCCUCUACAGGGCGCGGGCGAUGGCGGAGGAGCCGAACAAGAACUACUUCUCGCCGCUGUUCAUCGUGCCCAAGUACGCGAACGCGGCGUGGGAGCUGGUCCGGGGAUUCCUCAUCGGGUACGUGGACGGGCCCGAGUACGCGGAGGGUUGGGCGAUGCGGGCCAGCAGGGCCGUCGGGCUCGUGGUCCCCGGCUUGCCGCCGCACUCGCCGCAGGACUACGUGAACGCCACCAGGCUCGGCGCCGCGUCCCUCGAGCUGCUACUCCGUGAUCAAUAAUAGUCUGCACGUACAUGGUUAGCGCUUGCGAAAAAAUUCAUGGAAAAUGCAGGAAUAGAAUUAACGUGUAUGAAACGAAAAUGUCAACCCAGUUAAUCUCGGGUAAAUACACGAUUCAUCAGAUUAA